Gymnodraco acuticeps is the source of this 1146-nucleotide messenger RNA. It is a transcript of the gene tm6sf2b, whose product is annotated as transmembrane 6 superfamily member 2. Bases 1 to 1146 code for a protein of 381 amino acids. Gene Ontology annotation, biological process: regulation of lipid metabolic process; lipid homeostasis. NCBI's taxonomy places the organism in Eukaryota, Metazoa, Chordata, Actinopteri, Perciformes, Bathydraconidae. The transcript has 10 exons. The record is from RefSeq and is a predicted model, not a curated record. Gene Ontology annotation, cellular component: endoplasmic reticulum-Golgi intermediate compartment membrane; endoplasmic reticulum membrane.
AUGGAGACCUUUGUAUUUCUAUUUUCAUUUUCUGCCCUCGGCAUUCUGUAUGCCAUGAACAGCAUUCCUGCAUUUCAAGAGCCUUAUGUGAUCUUGGAGAUUGGCGUUGCUGUGUUGGUGGUUGUGUUUCUAUUCUACUUCUUCAUCACGCGUGGCAACCCCCCUAAAGAUGUCCUAUUCUUUGUUUUUGCUGUAUUUUCCUUUACUUGUGUCAUUGACCUGGUGAGUGCCUUGGAAUAUGACGGAAUUAUCUCCGGCUUUAUGGCAUUCUACCAAAAGACAGGAGAGCCUUACCUGGGGACGCCCUAUGCCAUCAUGAUGUGUUAUUGGGAUGGAAUAGUGCACUUUAUCAUGUAUCUGGUGAUGAUCAGCAGGAUAACAGACAGGAAAGGCUACCGAUCCCUGGGUUUGAUCUGGGCUGGCUCUCUGUGUGCCAACAUGAGUGUGUUCAUUGCCGGUAUAGUGGCAGGUAAAUAUGGGUCAGAGAUCCGUCCAGCUUUCUGGAUCAACUUUCUUUUCCUCCUGAUGCCUGUGUGGGGAGCCAUUACACUAUUCACACGGCCCAAGGACAGACCACUAAUUGGUGGAUACAAUGCCCAGCAGGCUCAGAGCAUGAAGCUGAUCUGGCGUCCUACAGAUCUGAUCCUGGUGGUGCUUCUGAUCGCUGCCAUGGCCUUCACUGCCAUCAGAGGCCUGGUGGCUCUGGACUCUCCGCUUGAAGCCUGUUCGAUUUACGUGAAGCACUAUGAACCCUACCUGAAGGAUCCAGUGGGCUACCCCAGAGUGAUGAUGCUACACUUGUUCUUCUAUGGACUACCUCUGUUGGGUGCCUUUGUUUACGGUCUCCUCAAGCCUGGGUGCACAUGGAUGUCAGACUGGACUUUGUUUUUAGCAGGGGCCAUGAUCCAGUGCCAGUGGGCUCACAUCGGGGGGUCUCUCCACCCUCGUACUACGGCUCAAUUUCGUAUCCCAAAUGGGGUUUUCUGGUCCGUGCUGGUAGCUAACCUGCUUUAUGCAGUCACUCCCAUCCUGGUGGCCAUGAGGGUUUGCAAUAACCCCUACUUCUUCCUGAAGAUCGCUCCGUUUCCUGGGCAGACCGGUUUGCCAAACAGUGAAGAGAAAGAUACCAAGAUCAAAGACAAAUAG